Messenger RNA from Mixia osmundae IAM 14324, 1898 nucleotides. RefSeq lists its product as uncharacterized. The record is from RefSeq and is a predicted model, not a curated record. Gene Ontology annotation, molecular function: phosphatidylinositol binding. The transcript has 4 exons. Lineage: Eukaryota; Fungi; Basidiomycota; Mixiomycetes; Mixiales; Mixiaceae. Bases 57 to 1859 code for a protein of 600 amino acids.
GUCAAUGACGCGACAGCCGCGGACCUUACUCGCCGCCUGGCUCAGCACUUAUCGGCAUGUCGCAGCCUCCGCCGCCGCCAAGACGCACUGUCGCUGCACUCCCUUCUGCAAGCACCGCAUCCGGCAGUCAGUCUCCGGGCUUCUGGGGAAAGACCAAGAGUGUCACACGUUCAGGCUGGGAUGGCCUCUACAAGACGGCCGAUAAGAUUGGCCACUAUUCCAACAAGCAAACGGCUAAGCUCGGCAUAGAGGCAUUCUAUCCGACCAGUCUCGACCUUGAGUGUUCCAAAGCUGCUCGCAUCUUGCGCACCUUUACACUCGAUAGGACCGGCAAUCUGGACCACCAAGACACGAUCUAUGACGAGAAGAAGAAGCAACGCAUCAUCAAGAAGAUCCCCUCGUCUGCACUAGCAAGCUGCAGGGGAAUAUGCAUCUUCACCGUCUUUCGAACUGGCUUCAUCCUCUCCGGCGCGGGUGGCAGUGGCGUUGUGAUGUCCAAAGACGCGUCGGGUACCUGGUCUGGCCCAUCUGGUAUCCUCCUGCACGUCAUAGGGUUCGGCUUCUUGGCCGGCGUCGAUGUUUAUGACGUCGUCCUCAUCCUCAGGACAGAAGCAGCCGUUCGCUCCUUCGCCAACCCGCGCGUGACAUUAGGCGCAGAACUCAGCGUCGCCGCCGGUCCUAUCGGCAACGGCGUCUCUCUCGAGGCCGGCGUGGAGGCUUCCCCGGUAUGGUCAUACUCGAAGAGCAGAGGUCUCUACGGCGGCUUACAGCUCGACGGCAACAUCGUCAUCGAGCGAAACGACGAGAAUGCACGCUUCUAUAACCGCCGCGUCUCUGCAAAAGAGAUCCUCGCAGGCGAGAUGCCGGUCCCAUAUGAAUCCAGAGGUCUCAUCCAGACCAUUCAAGCUGCAUCCGGCCUGGCUACUGCCACCGAUCUCAUUCCUCAAGGCGCUUCGCUUGCCGACGAAUAUGUUGCGCCACCGCAUCGACUCGAUCCAGAAGCAGAGGACGAGCAGGACAAGAAAGACCGCGAGGAGCUUGCUGCUCGUCUGGCAGAUUUCGGGAUAGAUGACCCGGACAUCAAUCGAAAGAUGCGCGAGACAGACUCGGCAGUCCUCAGAGGACCAGAACUCGAAGCGCUCUCAUCCCCCGAGCCCUCGAUCUCAUCACCGCGCUUCCACAGUCCCUUGCGAUCACCAAGUGACGUGGACCUGCAUGCUCCUCGACCAGCUUACCUCACCAGUACCACGGCAGACUCGAGCGCGGAUUCGGUCUACUCUGACGAUGCCGUCUCUGCAAAGGACGGCGAUCUUGGCGCACCUCUACAAGAUGCGCCCCCGAUGCUUCCAGCACGUCGGGCAGUCCCUGCUGUACCGCCGCCCCUUCCAGCUCGUCAUGCCGUAACCGAAGUCAACGAUGGCCCGAGCAUGGCCGAUCUGCCUCAUGUGGAUCACAAUGAGUCUGCCACGGAAGCUCUGCCCGCUUUUGACGGACAGAAGCCAAUUUUACUGGUUGACAACACGGGCGAUCUAGCUCAGCAUGAUCUCUCGGACGAGCCACCUUUGACGGCCGGUAGCAAGACAGCUCCCUCGCCCUUCUCUGACGCAUUCGAGCUUGCAGAGCCAGAGAGGCCAGAGGACAACAGCUUCACCGAUGCUGUCGAGGAAGCAGAGCCGCCUGCUUUGCCUGCUCGACCUCAUGCGGAAGAAGUCACCGUCGCCGAACCUCCUGCACUGCCAGCUCGUCAUCGUCCCGUCCCGCCUGCACCGACUGCAGAACCGGCAAUAACGACAGAGAUACUGCCAGCUGCAGCGACUCACGAGACACUCGCCGAAGACGAGCGAGACUCGCUGACCUGAUCGCUCACUAGAUAACGUUGUCACUAUGUAUAUCUUUAU